UGCCACACAAGUUGAGUGAUCUGAUUGUGCAAGCCGCAGAACUUGGCUUGUAAGAAAGUUUCAGAGUGUUCUUCAGUCUUCAUGCAUCCCUCUCAUUCGUCCGCUCCCAUUCUCGCCGAUGACUUCGAAACGGGAAAUUUCACCACCCAACUGCAAAGAGUCGAUUCGGCCGUAAAUUUUUCACCUCCGAAACCGCUUUUGAUUGCAACGCCUCUUGAAGCGGGAAAUUUCCCCCUGUUCUUGUACCUCCAUGGCUACCUUCUUUACAACUCCUUUUACUCCCAGCUUAUCCUCCACAUCGCUUCUCAUGGCUUCAUUGUCGUCGCUCCUCAGUUAUACACAGUGGCUGGACCAGACAUAAGCAAUGAGAUUGGCUCUACAGCUGCAAUAACAAAUUGGCUAGCUGAAGGGCUGUCAAAAUUUCUUCCUCCAAAUGUAAAACCAAAUUGCAGCAAGUUAGCACUUGGAGGCCAUAGUCGUGGAGGCAAAACAGCCUUUGCUGUUGCUCUUAAGAAACUAAACACCACCACAAAUCUCAAGUUCUCAGCCUUGAUAGGCAUAGACCCAGUUGAUGGAAUGGACAGAGGAAAACAAACCCCACCUCCAGUUCUCACUUACAAACCUCAUUCUUUUGAUUUUGAUAUGGCUUCCUUGGUAAUUGGAUCAGGCUUAGGUGAGCUCAAGAAAAACCCUUUGUUCCCUCCUUGUGCACCCAAAGGUGUGAACCAUGAGGACUUCUUCGACGAAUGUCCCAAACCUUCUUGGCACUUUGUUGCAAGGAACUAUGGUCAUCUUGACAUGCUCGACGACGAAACAAAGGGAAUUAUAGGCAAAGCUUCAUAUUGUCUUUGUAAGAAUGAAGAGUCCAGGAAACCUAUGAGAAGGUUCGUUGGAGGGGCUAUUGUUGCAUUCUUGAAAGCUUACCUUCUAGCUGAUGAUCGAGACUUGAUUGCUAUACGCGACAGGCCCCAGAAUGUGCCGUUGGAUCUCAAAACUAUCGAAUGUUACGUUUAAUAUAAAGGAUUUACUUUAUCGUAACAUUUAUAAUAAAUAAACAGCAGAGUUUAUGUAAGAACUUUAUGCGUGA
Messenger RNA from Prosopis cineraria, 1087 nucleotides. Its product is annotated as chlorophyllase-2-like. Gene Ontology annotation, molecular function: chlorophyllase activity. The transcript has 3 exons. Gene Ontology annotation, biological process: chlorophyll catabolic process. Lineage: Eukaryota; Viridiplantae; Streptophyta; Magnoliopsida; Fabales; Fabaceae. The record is from RefSeq and is a predicted model, not a curated record. Bases 82 to 1014 code for a protein of 310 amino acids.